Messenger RNA from Closterium sp. Naga37s-1, 474 nucleotides. The record is from the annotation of a GenBank genome assembly. NCBI's taxonomy places the organism in Eukaryota, Viridiplantae, Streptophyta, Zygnematophyceae, Desmidiales, Closteriaceae.
AUGAUGGCCCGAGCGUCGCCCGCUGAGCUUCCCCGUGUGAAGCAGGCAUACAGCACUCACUUCGUAAAGGAUCUACUCUCCCCUCAUAUGUCCAUCUCUCCCGCAAUGACGUCAAUGACGUCCCCUCCACUGCCCCCAGCCCGCUUACUGCCCUCCUCUGCUACUCAUCCCGCCACUGCCCUCACCCGCUAUGCUCUCCCCUGUUCUGACAUCUCCCGCACUGCCACCCGCUUCUCUGCCCUCCCCCGCAAUGGCCCGCUCCUCUGCCCUCCCCCAUAUGCCGUCAUUUACAUCAAUACUAUGCCACAUGCCGAUAUGGUCUCACUCCCUCUGCCAUGUGCCGCUAUGUCCCCCCUUCCUCUGCCAUGUGCCGCUAUGUCCCCCCUUCCUCUGCCAUGUGCCGGUAUGUCCCCCCUUCCUCUGCCAUGUGCCGCUAUGUCCCCCCUUCCUCUGCCGUUUGCCGCUAAGCUCUAA